AUGCGUGUUGCAUACCUUUCUCUACUGCAUACCCAGACGGGACACUUCAAAUCUCGUCCAGAUCCGCACGGAGACGGGCGGGCAAGAUCGACAAGCACACCCGCGACCUUUAUGAACCUGCUCAAGUCCUUUGUUGGUUCGGGCAUCCUUGGUCUGCCCUCGGCCUUUAAAGAAGGUGGUUUCCUGACUACACUGCUUCUGCUUCUGAUGGUAGGGGCGAUUGCCAGCACGUGCAAUCUGAUGCUGGUCAAGACCAAGCAACACCUGGCCAGCCGAGGCGUUGUUUCCUUCUCGGAUAUAGGAAUCCAUCUAUUCGGCAAUUGGUUUGGAAGACUGAUUGACUUUCUGCUGAUCUUCACUCAGUUUGGCUUCUGCUGUGUCUACCUGAUCUUUGUGUCGGAGAACUUGACUGAGUUCAUACCGUGGGAGCGGCAGACCAUUCUGCUGGUCAUUGCCCCGCUGUUCAUCCUGACCUCCUUCAUCCGAACUAUGUCGAUCAUAGCGCCCUUCUCCAUGGCCGCGAAUGUAUCUCUAUUGACGGGCCUGUUCAUCAUUGUGGUCUGCGCCUUCUCUCAGAUGUCCACCCGAGCACUGCCGCAUCAAACGUACGACAUCGAAGAGUUUGUCAUCUGGAAGAAUGUCGCCGUCACCUUCGGGAUUGCAGUUUACGCCUUCGAAGGCAUCGGAGUGAUUCUCCCGUGUGAAACGUCUAUGAAGGAGCCGUCGAAGUUUCCGACACUUGUACUAUGGGU
Messenger RNA from Sphaeroforma arctica JP610, 752 nucleotides. RefSeq lists its product as hypothetical. The record is from RefSeq and is a predicted model, not a curated record. Gene Ontology annotation, cellular component: vacuolar membrane. Lineage: Eukaryota; Ichthyosporea; Ichthyophonida. The annotation marks the transcript as partial. The transcript has 9 exons. Gene Ontology annotation, biological process: amino acid transmembrane transport. Gene Ontology annotation, molecular function: amino acid transmembrane transporter activity.